AACAUGCGGGACGGAUGGUGGUGGCUGCAGUCAACGUGUGAAAUGAGAAACCAGUGAUUUAUAUUGUGUUUGUUUUCUAAAAUAUUUUGCUUCGGAGGUUCCAGUUCUCAUUAUGGCGAACACAAACCUGCAGUUCAAAACGAAUUACGCUGUUUCCAGCAAAAUUGAGCCGUUUUACAAAGGAGGGAAAGUGCAGAUCAGCAAAGAUGAGAAGUACAUUUUCUGCACAUGUGGAUCCCGUGUCAAUGUUUUGGAGAUCAGCACGGGCAAGAUUGUCCACUGUGUGGAACAUGAUGAUCAAGAGGAUAUCACAUCAUUUGCAGUGAGCUGUGAUGAUGAGCUGCUGGUGACAGCCAGCAGAGCUUUGCUACUGAAGCAGUGGGACUGGAGGCAGGGUACCUGCACUCGCUCCUGGAAGGCUAUUCAUACCGUCCCUGUGGCCAGCAUGACCUUUGACCCCACCUCCACCCUACUUGCCACAGGCGGUUGUGAUGCCACCAUAAAAGUUUGGGAUGUGGUUAAGCAGUACUGCACUCACAACCUCAAAGGAUCAUCCGGUGUAGUGCACUUGGUCCAGUUCCAUCCUGACAUCAGCCGACUGCAGUUGUUCUCCUCAUCUGUGAAUUGCGGCAUUCGGCUGUGGGACCUGCGCUCCAGCCAGUGUGUGUGCGUCCUGGAGAGCCACUACAGCGCCGUCACCUCUCUGAGCUUCAGCAAAGACGGUGACACCAUGGUCAGUUCUGGGAGGGAUAAAAUCUGCACUGUUUGGGACCUCAAAUCUCGCCAGGCUAAAAGAACUGUUCCUGUUUACGAGGCUGUUGAGGGAGUUGUGCUGCUGCCUAGGAAGACAGACUUAUCUGAGAUCGGAGUAAAAAGCAAAAACUUGCAUUUUGUCACUGCUGGAAGCAAAGGUGUGCUGAGAGUGUGGGAGGCAAGCACUGCUCAUUGUGUUUAUACCCAGAGCCUUCCCUCGACCCUCACUCCUUCCUCUGAGGAAGACAAAGAGGACGACAACCCUCGCAGUUUGACGUACCUUUUCCACCUGCCUGCCUCCUCCAGACUGGCGACGGUCACUGCAGAGCACAAUAUACUCUUCUACCAGCUACCCAAUCUCACCACACAGCAGCAAUUUGUGGGUUACAACGACGAGGUGCUGGACGUGAAGUUCCUGGGUAAAGAUGACACUCACAUUGUGGUGGCCACUAACAGCUGUCAGCUGAAGGUCUUCCAGCUGCUCACCAACAGCUGCCAGAUUCUCUACGGACACACAGAUACUGUCCUCACUCUGGAUGUGUUCAAAAAAGGCUCUCUGUUUGCAAGUUGUGCAAAGGACCGGUCAGUGCGUGUCUGGCAGCUGGACAGUGACAGCGGUCAGGUCCGAUGUGUAGCUCAGGGAUCCAGCCACACUAAUGCUGUUGGCUCCAUCGGCUGCUCAAGGAUGAAAGCGUCCUUCGUUGUGACCGGCAGCCAGGACUGCACCGUGAAGGUGUGGGAUCUGCCAGCCGAAUUUUCUGGAGACGAAAUCCAUCAGCUGAGGCCCCGCACCACAGAGAAGGCACACGACAAGGAUGUAAACAGUGUCUCAGUGUCUCCCAACGACAAACUGCUGGCCUCCGGCUCGCAGGACCGCACAGCCAAACUCUGGACCCUAUCGGGGGACGGAAACCUGGGACUCCUGGGUGUGUUUCGGGGUCACCGGCGGGGCAUUUGGAGUGUGUGUUUCUCUCCCGUGGACCAGAUCCUGGCUUCCUCCUCUGCAGAUGGCACCACCAAGCUGUGGAGCUUGCAGGACUUCAGCUGCCUCAAGACAUUUGAGGGCCAUGAUGCAUCAGUUCUGAAAGUGAUCUUUGUGAGCCGUGGCACCCAGCUGCUGUCCAGCGGUUCAGACGGUUUGGUGAAGCUGUGGACCAUUAAGACCAAUGAGUGUGUGAAAACAUUGGACGCCCACCAGGACAAAGUGUGGGGUCUCCACGGCAGCCGUAAGGACGACAAGAUGGUCACAGGCUCAGCAGACUCAAACAUCACCGUGUGGCUGGAUGUGACUAAAGUGGAGCAGGCAGAGGAGCAAGCCAAACAAGAGGACCAGAUACUGAAGCAGCAGGAGUUGUCCAACUUGUUGCACGAGAAGAAAUACCUGAAGGCCCUGGGUCUCGCCAUCUCACUGGACCAGCCUCACACAGUGCUCACUGUCAUCAAAGCCAUUCGUCAGGUGGAGGACAGCAGCGAUCUGAUGGAAACGACGCUGCUGCGGCUGCGAGUAGAUCAAAAAGAGUCGCUCCUGCGCUACUGUGUCGUGUGGAACACCAACGCCAGGAACUGUCUGGACGCCCACGCGGUCCUCCAGGUGCUGCUGACCCACCUGCCGCCCGAGGAGCUGCUGCAGUUCCAGGGGGCCCGGACGCACCUAGAGGGUCUCAUCCCGUACACAGAGAGACACAUGGAGAGGAUCGGCCGCCUGCAACAGGCGUCCAUGUUUCUCAACUACAUGUGGCAGAAAAUGCGAGUCGCUGGAGCCUCAUCUGGUAUGGAGCAGGAUGAAGACAUGGACACCACUCCUCUCACGCAGAUGCAGUCCUUGUUUUUUCUCAAUAAAGGGAAAGCAAGAGGCAGCACCGAUGAGAGGGAAGACCGAGGCGAUGACGGGGAUAGAGAGCAAGAAGAGGAGUCUGGUUUUGCCGUGAAAGAUGAAGAGGAGGACGAAGAAAUCAGUGCCUCGAAGAAAGCCUCUGCUAACGACGCACGGGGAAUAAAGGGAGAAACCAACGGGUGCCACCGAUCAGAGAUUGAGGAGAGCUCAGAGGAGGAAGAGGAGGACGAUCACAUAAUGCAAGUGAUGCAAAAUCUCCCGAUUUCAUCUGCUCCCCGGCUCCAGACUUUAAGCUAACAGGAUCAAUGAGUUUGUCUCUAGAAGGAAACCUCCUGAGGUUCAACUCUGCAGAUCAUUAGCUGACUGACUGACUGCAGCCGUUAGGGGGAAUUGAUGCAAAGCAGAUAACAGGUUUCACUGUGACUAUUUCUGUGCUACCUAAACCCCUAAUCAGUUCCUCUAUGCAGGUUUUAGACGGGAAACAAAACGAGCGAAUCAUCCUGAUUUCAUUUCACAUAACGUCAAGGAGGCCUUUGGGAGGAAGAACUGGUUGUAUAAGUGUUGAGGCUGUGUGCCAGGGUGAUUUUUUGUAAAGCUGAUUCUAGGCAGUAGGUAUGCAGCAGUACAGAACACCUUUUUACAAGAUUAAAAAUCUGCAGCUUCCUCAUGUAACCUGCAAACGAAAAUUUUUCUAAUGUAGUGACUCAUGUUUAUGAAUAAAUCUCUGUUUUAUGGGCCUAUUUUUAAA
Molecule: messenger RNA, 3335 nt
Organism: Poeciliopsis prolifica (blackstripe livebearer)
Lineage: Eukaryota; Metazoa; Chordata; Actinopteri; Cyprinodontiformes; Poeciliidae
Gene: tbl3
Product: transducin beta like 3
Exons: 23
Coding region: 113-2884 (923 amino acids)
Biological process (GO): endonucleolytic cleavage to generate mature 5'-end of SSU-rRNA from (SSU-rRNA, 5.8S rRNA, LSU-rRNA); endonucleolytic cleavage in 5'-ETS of tricistronic rRNA transcript (SSU-rRNA, 5.8S rRNA, LSU-rRNA)
Cellular component (GO): 90S preribosome; small-subunit processome; nucleolus
Molecular function (GO): protein binding; U3 snoRNA binding
Source: RefSeq, a predicted model, not a curated record